UGUGUAAACCAGUGAGGCUACUGACCAUCCCAGAGGAUUUCUUAAAAAGAGAUAGCAGCUCCCCAGUCACACUCAUUUAUGCUAGAGCAUCAGCACGUUAAGCUUGGAUUUUUACUGAACAGUUUCCUGAUUGAAAAAGUAUCUGGUUGACAAUGCGUGAGGCAGUUCUCUCUCUGGUGUUGGUCUCCUGCCUGGCUCUUAGCUUGGCCAACCGCGUCUACGUGCACCCCUUCGGCCUCUUCGCCCUCGGGAACAUCAGCUGUGAGGUCAUCCAGUCCAACGAGCCUGAGCAGGUGGAAGUGGUGAAGGCCACGCCCAUUGGUCUCCAGGACAACACAGCGCCUGACCUCCGUGACCUCUCCAACAGCAAUGGAAUGGAGAACAGCACCCAGCGCAAGGAUGUCCUGGCAGAACUCCAGAACAUCUUAGGCUUGCGAAUGUACAAGGUCCUGACCAACAGCCAGAAGGACUCCAACACGUUGUACUCCCCCGUGAACGUCUUCGGAACGUUGGUGACCCUCUACCUUGGGGCAUCCAAGAAGACGGCUGUCCCAUACCAACAGCUGCUGGGUAUCUACAAGGAGACAGAGACAGAGAAUUGCGUCUACCUCAUUGAUGGACACAUGGUGCUCCGCACACUGCAGGAGAUCAACGCCCUGAUCGACGGCCCCCGGGAUGAGCUGAGGACCCUGGUGUGGAGCUUCAUCACCGAGGACGGUGAGAUCUCCAAGGACUUUGUGCGGGGAGCACAGGACUUCUCUGACGCCUCGUACACUCGCUCGGUGGACUUCACCAAGCCUGAGGACGCUGAGAAGGAGGUGAACAGUUUCAUUCAGAAGACAUCAGAUGGAGACAUCAAGGAGAUUUUCCAGAACCUCAGCUCAACCACCAAUUUCCUGUUUGCCAGCUCAGUCCAUUUUAAAGGAAACUGGAGAACAGCUUUCCAGCCAGAGGCUACCUCCAUGCAGGACUUCAAGGUGGAUGAGGAGACCACUGUGUCCGUUCCUCUGAUGACCCACACGGGAGAGUACAAGUACCUGAAUGACAAGGGUAGGAAGUGCACCGUGGUGAAGCUGGGUCUGAGCAUGCGGACCUACAUGCUGCUGGUGCUGCCCUACGAGGGAGCCAGCCUGCAGGACAUCGAGAGCCAGCUCCAGACCGAGGUCCUCUCCAAGUGGUACCAGCACCUGAAGGAAGGAUAUCUGGAGCUGUCCUUGCCCAAGUUCUCCCUGACUGGCUUAACAGAUCUGAAGUCCUUGCUCACUGACAUGAAUGUGGAGGAAUACCUGCUGGGAUCAAAAGCUCAAUUCCAAAGGCUCAGCAACAAGGAGAAGUUCACAGUUGAUAAGGUGUUCAGCAAGGUGGUGUUUGAGAUGUCAGAGGAGGGAUCCCAGGUAUCCAAUAAGACAGAAGACGGGCGAGUUCCGCUGAAGCUCACCGUGAACAGGCCCUUUCUUUUUGCCAUUGUUGAGGGCAACUCCAAUGCCAUACUCAUGUUGGGCAAAAUCAUUAACCCUGCUGUCUAGUGAGCCCUGUGGUGCCCAUUCUUUGGAGAUUUUUUUUUAAACCUGAAUUCCAUUGGUAGCCUCUGAGCUUUUGUUCUAGUGGUGUUUGAUAAAUGGUAAAUUCAUUAUAUGCCUCGAUGUUUUAAUGGUUUUUGGACUGAUGUUUAUUUAUGAGUUCACUAUUAACGAUAUGCAGGGAAGUAUAGCAAUAAUGUAUACAGUAAAUACAAAUUCUGCAUAGUGCUUCACAUGUAUAUUAUGGCUUGUUCUCUUAAGAUGACAUUGAUCUGACAGAUUAUGUUUGUAUGUCUUGUUUCAUGUCCGAAUAAGUCUCCCUGCUAGCAUCAUUUAAUUUGCAAUAUAUAGUGUCCAUAAGGCAGCAAAGGUUAUCUUUGUUACUGUUAAAGUAGUGAAAAUAUAGAGAAAGAUCUAGACUAUCCUAAUGCUACCACUGAUAGGAGUAGCAUUAGCAUUUAAAACAUCUGAGCUAGACUUGCUUUCUGUUCAGAGAAACCCCUAACUUUAAAUGUGAAUAUUUUUUUAUUAAAUGUACAGACUAUUUUGUUGUUUCCAUACUGUACAUGUAUACUUGAAUAAAUGUAUUUUUGUUCUGGAAA
Molecule: messenger RNA, 2122 nt
Organism: Alosa alosa (allis shad)
Lineage: Eukaryota; Metazoa; Chordata; Actinopteri; Clupeiformes; Clupeidae
Gene: agt
Product: angiotensinogen
Exons: 5
Coding region: 153-1526 (457 amino acids)
Biological process (GO): regulation of systemic arterial blood pressure by renin-angiotensin
Molecular function (GO): serine-type endopeptidase inhibitor activity
Source: RefSeq, a predicted model, not a curated record